AUGCCCCGACACGUCCUAUUCGCGUCCCGUUCGCGUUACCAAGGUCUGAGUAGUAUUGUGAGGCGGCUGGAUUGGGCCGCCCGUUACCGUAUGAACGACCUUCAGGUACUCUUUAUUGGACUCAAAUUGAUUAUUUCUCAGCUUUUUUUUCAGAACGACCUUUUCAACUCGCUGGAGGAUCUGGAAACUUUGGGAAAAGUAGGCGAUGAUCCGGAAUGGGUUAACAUGUGCGAGGCUGCCAAGACGGGGUUCAUGGAAGUCUUCUUCCGGAUCAACAAAAUGUCCUCGAAUCAACGUUUCCCCUCCCUUUGA
This is a messenger RNA of Caenorhabditis auriculariae, 312 nucleotides long. The record is from the annotation of a GenBank genome assembly. NCBI's taxonomy places the organism in Eukaryota, Metazoa, Nematoda, Chromadorea, Rhabditida, Rhabditidae.